AUGCCCAACCAUGAACAUCAUCUGGCCCCAAAGCCCAAUUUAUGGGGUUCUUGCCGUUUAUCAAUAGCGUUUAGUGUUUUUUUGGCUUCGGUUCAUAUGGCCCUUCUCAGGGAUAAUCUCGGGAUAGCGUUGCUGUGCAUGUCGAAGCCUAGCGGGAACUUAACUUGUGAACCGAACGACGCCAUUGUGCCCACGCUGCCGUGGCUGAAUCUUAAACAGAACUGCGAAUUCGAAUGGGACUCUGCGACUCGUGGACGAAUUUUGGGCGCGUUCCUGUACGGCUAUAUAUCGACGACUAUGGUGGGCGGCUUCAUUGCAAACAAUUACGGUGCUAAAGUUCCAUUCAUGAUCGCAGUAUACGGAAACAUCAUAAUUCACCUGAUGGUCCCGUCGGCUGCACUGAUGCAUACAGAAUUGUUUUUCGCGUGCCGUUUUCUUCAAGGGAUGUUCGCGGGCUUGUUGGCCGGUCCGUUUUUCCAGUUGUUCAGUGCCUGGAUGUCGGAAGACGAGGCAUCGAUUCUGCUUAGUUUCGGCUUCAGCGGUUAUGCGUUCGGGACUAUUAUGAUUUACCCGCUGAGCGGUGCAUUGUGCGGUUCCAAUUUUAACGGUUUUGGGGGAUGGCCUCUAAUAUUUUACAUACCAGCGAUGAUAUCUUCUCUGUUCAUAUUAUAUUGGCACCGAUAUUUGUACGACGUGCCCGACAACCACCCUUACAUAACUCCAGAAGAACAUGAAUACCUAUUACAAAACGUUGGUAUAUCCGAUGAGCCGUCAGUAAUACCGUGGUUGUCCAUAUUCACAUCAAUGCCAUUUAUCGCGUACAUACUGUGUUACUCGGCAUUUUUGUGGAAUGUGUUCACCAUGAUGAACAUCAUGCCGAUGUUUUUGCAGACCAUGCUGGGUAUCCGAACUAGCGAGAGUGGAUAUUUGUAUUGCAUACCAUUUAUAUUGACGUUUUUGACUCGAAAUUUUAACGCUACAACAUAUCCAAUAGUCAAACAUUUUUCCGGGCUGUCGCAAACCGUGUGUCGAAAAAUAUACUGUUGUUUUGGGUGCCUAAUGGUUAUUACGUCACUCUUAAGCAUAAUCUAUGAAGAAAACAUUACCAAAUUGCAUAUCAUGGUCGCAAUAUCAAUAAACUUGGCUCUAGGUGAUUUCGCUUACAGUGGAGGCUUCUUUCCAACACUCCUCGAUUUAGCUCCAAAUUAUUCUGGUUUGUUGUCCGGUAUAUCAACGUUUAUCGCAUUCUUGGUUGCCAGUCCAUCGAGUGUAGUCAACAGCAUCAUUAUUGAACAAAACACCAAGGAAGAAUGGAACACGGUUCUAUGGAUAAUUGUAGCCUCGUUUGCGUUCAUAAUGUUCUUUUAUUUAAUAUUUGGAUCAGCUAAAUUGCAACUAUGGUCGAUUGCCAAAGUAGAAAUGGAAAUUCCUGAACCAGGAACAUUCCGGUCAACAAUAUAUACUGCAUCCAAAAAUAUGUCGGUCUUACGUCCCUCACAUAUAUUUUAA
This is a messenger RNA of Myzus persicae (green peach aphid), 1509 nucleotides long. RefSeq lists its product as uncharacterized. Gene Ontology annotation, biological process: monoatomic anion transport; transmembrane transport. The record is from RefSeq and is a predicted model, not a curated record. Bases 1 to 1509 code for a protein of 502 amino acids. The transcript has 9 exons. Gene Ontology annotation, molecular function: transmembrane transporter activity. NCBI's taxonomy places the organism in Eukaryota, Metazoa, Arthropoda, Insecta, Hemiptera, Aphididae.